This is a messenger RNA of Microthlaspi erraticum, 3009 nucleotides long. The record is from the annotation of a GenBank genome assembly. NCBI's taxonomy places the organism in Eukaryota, Viridiplantae, Streptophyta, Magnoliopsida, Brassicales, Brassicaceae.
AUGGAGAUACAGACAGGAGAGAGCGCGGUCAUAUGUUCAACUGACGUUCUUGAAUCACUAUCCGAAAGCAUAGAUGAAGCCAAGAAACUCGUCCAGAUAUCUCAAGAAAGCAACGGACAAGAAUCGACUACUGAUCUGAGAAGCGUUGAGGCAGGCUUGGAAGGCGUUGUGAAGCAGAUAGGUGAGACUUUGAAGUCCAUACCUGAAUCAACAACCAAAGAGGAAGAAUAUAUAGGAGUCGUUGUCCAGACUCUUUCAAAUGAGAUGAAGAAUGCUAACAUUGGAGAUGGUAGUGAAAGUGAGAUCUUACAUAACGUGCAGAAGAAGGUAUCUCCAAGGGAUGAUACACAGGAAAUGGUGUCAGAGCAAGUAGAGUCAGAUCUUUACCCCACUGAUCCUGAGUGUUCCUAUGAAAGUUUCCUGAGUGAAUCACAAUCACAGAUAAGCGAGAUACCAGAUAUCCCAAGCCAGAGCACAAUUGGUAGCAGCCAGAGAAAGUAUGGAACUCUGAGUGAAUCACAACCUGACAUCCCAAGCCAGAGCACAAAUGUUAGCAGCCAGAGAAAGUAUGGAGUAUUGAGCGAGUCCUUGUCAAUGUUACCACAGGUGACACAGUUCAUGGAGCCACCAUACCAAGCUUUCAUCUGCCCAUUGACCAAAGAGAUAAUGGAAGAUCCAGUCACAACAGAAACAAGAGUAACCUGCGAAAGAAAAGCAAUCACAGAGUGGUUUGACAGAUUUGAAGACUCUGAUGAGAUUACCUGUCCAGUCACAGGGCAGAAGCUGACAACCGGGUUAAGUCCCAAUGUUGUCUUGAAAACCAUCAUUGAGGAGUGGAAAGUACGAAACGAGGCAGCAAGAAUCAAGGUGGCUCACGCAGCUUUGUCCUUAGGUGGUUCAGAGAGCAUGGUUAUCGAGGCGUUAAGAGAUCUGCAAAUGACCUGUGAAGGGAAAGUGUACAACAAGGUACUAGUCCGUGAAGCUGGAAUCAUUCAGUUGCUCGACAGAUACAUGACGUACAGAAGUAGAGAUGUGAGGUGUGAACUUCUGCAGUUGUUAAAGACACUUGCCGAAGAUCAAGACACUGAUGACGGAAAGGAAAUGAUUGUGAAGACGAUAACUAUGUCAAGCUUAGUCAAGUUUUUGGGAAGCAGUCACAAGCCUGUAAGACAUGCAGCACUAGUCUUACUGCUUGAGCUUUCAAAAUCUCAACAUGCAUGUGAGAAGAUUGGGAACGCUACAGGGGCUAUAUUGAUGUUAGUUACCUCAAAGUAUAACAAAGAGUCGGAUGCCUUUGCGUCUGAGACAGCAGACCAAAUCUUGAAAAAUCUUGAGAAGUUCCCUAAUAACAUGAAGCAAAUGGCAGAGAGUGGACUUUUGGAUCCUCUUCUCAAUCAUCUAGCAGAAGGAAGUGAAGAGACGCAGGUGGUAAUGGCUGCAUACCUUGUGGAGAUUGAUAUUGGACAUGAGAAGAAAACUUACGUAGCUGAGAAGGCUUGCCCUGCGCUCAUUAAGCUAGUGCAGAGUGAGAACACUGAGGCUAGAAGAGCCGCAUUCAAAGCUCUUGCUCAUAUUUCGUUGUAUCACCCCAACAAUCAGAUACUUGUAGAAAUCGGCAUCAUCAAGAUCAUGGUCGAAGAGAUGUUCACCAAGCGGAUGCUCAGUGAUCUGACGAACUCAAGGAACGAAGCUGCGACAAUACUUGCAAACAUACUUGAGUCCGGGGUUGAACAUGAGACCUUUGAGGUGAACACUCAUGGCCACACACUAGGCUCUGAUUACUUUGUAUACAACAUCAUCCAAAUGCUCAAGAACUCAAGCCCGGAUGAUCUAAACAUUGAUCUGAUCAGGAUUCUCAUCUCCUUGUCCAAAUCAGCCAGAGCAAUGGAAACUAUUGUUUCAGUGAUCAAAGAAACCGACGCAAGCUUUGCCAUGAUAGAGCUCAUCAACAAUCCUCAUGAAGAAUUAGGGGUUGGAGCAUUAAAGCUUCUCAUAGCACUCACACCUUUCAUCGGUCACACACUAUCAGAGAGACUAUGUAAAACUAGAGGACAGCCAGAGAAUCUCAUCCAGUGCCCAGUAGAAGCAAAUCAGAUAACAGAGAAGCACGCUGUUUCAGCCAAGUUGCUAGCUAAACUGCCUCACCAAAACCUGACUCUUAAUCUAGCAUUGGUCAGCGAGAGCAUAGUCUCUAAGAUUCUGCAUGCGAUCUAUCUGAUUCAAAGAAGCGGAACAAGAACAAGCAGGUACGCAACUGAUUUCCUGGAAGGUCUCGUUGGCAUCUUAGUGAGAUUCACAACUACACUGUACGACUCCCAAAUGAUGUACCUAGCCAAAAACCAUGAUUUGGCAUCAGUGUUUGCUGAUCUACUGAUGAAAACAUCAAGCGACGAAGUUCAAAUGCUAUCAGCAACUGGACUACAAAAUCUAUCAUCCACAACUAUGACUUUAUCCAGGCCACCCCAAGCUAGGAGCACAAAGUUCAUGACAUCACUUAGUUCAAGAUCAUUCUCCCUCCGUUCAUCGAAAAAGAAGCAAAUAGAGUUAUGCGCAAUCCACAGAGGAGUAUGUUCUGCAAAAAACACAUUUUGCUUGGUUGAAGCAAAUGCAGUCACAAAGCUUCUAGCGUGUUUGCAGAGUGAUAAAGUGGAGGUAGUGGAGUCAGCAUUAUCUGCUAUAUGCACGCUAUUGGAUGACAAAGUUGAUGUGGAGAAGAGUAUAAGCAUGCUGAGUGGAAUGAAUGCAGUGCAGCUUAUUCUAAAUGCAGUCAAAGAACACAAGAAAGAGUCUCUACUGCAGAAAGCGUUUUGGAUGAUUGACAAGUUCUUGAUCCGAGGCGGAGAGAAGUAUGCCUUUGACAUAUCGCAAGACAGGAUGCUCUCAGGUAUGUUGGUUAGUGCCUUCCAUCGUGGAGAUGGUAACACAAGGCAGAUGGCAGAAAAUAUUUUGAGGCGUUUGGACAAGAUGCCUAGUUUCUCUAUCUAUAUGACAGAGAAGAAUGAAAUGUGA